Messenger RNA from Mytilus californianus (California mussel), 1471 nucleotides. RefSeq lists its product as uncharacterized. NCBI's taxonomy places the organism in Eukaryota, Metazoa, Mollusca, Bivalvia, Mytilida, Mytilidae. The transcript is spliced from 6 exons. Bases 62 to 1471 code for a protein of 469 amino acids. The record is from RefSeq and is a predicted model, not a curated record.
CGAUUCAGAGAAAUCACGAUUUUUAAUUUUUCUUUUCUUUUUAGCUUAUCUCGAUGCAGGUAUGGGACCCGUUCAAACUGUUAAUUUUGUAACAGCUUUAAACGUACCAUGCAUCAGUCCAAAUAAUCUCAAAUCAAGGGAGAGAGAGAUUGGGAAAACAAUAGAAGAAUAUGCACGUACAUCUUGCAAGAAGGCUCUAGAGGAGGAAUAUCUAAUGAACAGAAAUGACAGAACGAACGAAGAAGAUACCCAAUUGAACAAAUCCCUGGAUGUUUCUUUUGAUGGAGGUUGGCAAAAGAGAGGCAGUGGAAGAAGCUAUAACAGCACAACUGGACAUGCUACAGUCAUUGGUAACGUGUCUGGAAAGUGUCUACACUUUGGAUUAAAAUCCACUGAUUGCCGGAAGUGCAAUUAUAUCGAUGAAAAGGGUGAUGCCAGAGAAGAACAUGACUGCCGACAAAAUUAUUUUGGAAGCUCGAAGGCAAUGGAACCAGCAUUAGCUGUUGAAAUGGUUAAGGACAUAGAGGAAAUGGGAUACAUGGUAAAUUCAUUGACAAUGGACGAUGACACCACUACAAUGGCAAGGCUGCGCCAAGAAGUUGACCAUGAUGUCAUUAAACGCAGUGAUUCCAACCAUUUUCGUAAAAACUUUACAGGAGAUCUCCUACAGUUGCACCAAAAACACAAAAGAAACAUAUCUACAUCUGUAACAGAUUAUUUUGUAAAGGACAUGCUGUACGUAAUUAAACAAAAUAAAGGGGAUGUUGAAAAUUUAAAGUUUACCAUUGAUGCCAUUGUACCACACGCAUUUGGAGACCACAGUCUGUGUUCCAGUUGGUGUGGUUACAUCAAAGAUCCGAUCGGAUACAGGCAUAAAAGUUUGCCACAUGGCAAGGAUUUAAAAGGAGAAGAAUUGCAACAAGAUAUUCAAACUGUAUUUUCAAAAUACAGUGAUAAUACUAACAAAUUGGCCAAUCUUGGUAGUUCCCAAAGCAACGAAUCACUGAACUACAUCAUUUCAACAAAAGCCCCAAAGUCGAAGCAUUUCGGUGGAAGUCAAUCGCUGGGAUAUCGAGUGGCUUCAGCUAUAUCUCAAAAGAAUGAGGGCCGUAACUAUGUCGUUGAGGUCAACAAAACUCACAGCCUAUCUCCUGGUAAAUUAACAUCUCAACAACGGGAACGUUUGAAUAGAAAGAUAAAGAGAGAAAAGGCAAAAGCUGCUACCCCAGCAUUUAAGAGAAAGCGGAGGGACAAAAAAGGAAGCAGAGUAAGAUCCGUUAGGUCGAAGGAAAUCAGAGAAGGCGAGAGUUAUAGGUCGGCUAUUUCAAGCAUAGAGGAAGAGAGUCCAGAUAUUGAAGAGAUCCCUUCACCAGCUGCCGAAAAUGAUGACAUUAAUCUACACUUAGGCAAUACGGCGACUGUUUUCUUUGAUUUGGAAACCACUGGUCUAGAUGGACUGUGUUCAGUGUAA